CCUAUUAUUGCAUAAAGCGGGCAGUGUACGGAGACCGAGAAGUAGGGUUUGCUUUCUCGUUGAUUUCCAUUCGUUCGAUUUGCCUCUCAGCUCUCUUCUUCUUCGUCUUCUUCUUCCUACUACAGAGACAAUGAAUGUCGAGAAGCUUAGGAAGAUGGCUGGUGCUGUUCGCACUGGUGGGAAGGGUAGCAUGAGGAGGAAGAAGAAGGCUGUUCACAAGACAACCACUACAGAUGACAAAAGACUUCAAAGCACGCUUAAGAGAAUAGGUGUGAAUGCCAUACCGGCAAUUGAGGAAGUCAAUAUAUUUAAGGAUGACAUAGUUAUCCAGUUUGCAAAUCCCAAAGUUCAAGCUUCUAUUGCUGCCAAUACUUGGGUUGUCAGUGGCUCUCCUCAAACGAAGAAGUUGCAAGAUAUUCUUCCUGGAAUUAUUAACCAAUUAGGGCCCGAUAACAUGGACAACUUAAGGAAGCUGGCGGAGCAGUUGCAGAAGCAGUCACCUGGUGCCGGCGAGGGUGCUGAUGCAACCGCGGCCCAGGACGAUGAUGACGAGGUCCCAGAACUUGUGCCUGGUGAGACCUUCGAAGCAGCCGCAGAAGAAGGCGGCCAUGCUUCUUAGAGACACUUACAUAUAUAAACUUAUGCAAUUUCUCUGUGUUCCUUUGUUUCCGGUAAGAUCUGCUUUGUUUUUGUAGUUGACAUGUUCCAUUUGGUUAUCUGGAAGCUAGUUUGAUAUUUUU
Molecule: messenger RNA, 740 nt
Organism: Diospyros lotus (date-plum)
Lineage: Eukaryota; Viridiplantae; Streptophyta; Magnoliopsida; Ericales; Ebenaceae
Product: basic transcription factor 3-like
Exons: 6
Coding region: 131-619 (162 amino acids)
Cellular component (GO): nascent polypeptide-associated complex; cytosol
Source: RefSeq, a predicted model, not a curated record